Molecule: messenger RNA, 246 nt
Organism: Protopolystoma xenopodis
Lineage: Eukaryota; Metazoa; Platyhelminthes; Monogenea; Polystomatidea; Polystomatidae
Source: the annotation of a GenBank genome assembly
GAGGAGACCAACGCGCUGAAAGAGGAAAGGUCAAAUCUUCUGCGGCAACAACGGUUUGUCGACAAAAAGAUGGCCACUCUGACGAUGGAACGAGAUCGCCUUAGUCGACAGUCGGCUGAACUAACUGGCUCGCUCGAGGAUCUGGAGAAGCGUCUACGACGAGCAGAGCUGGCGGCCUCCGAAAGUAAUACAGGCUUCCAGGUGACUUUUGCUUUCUCCACGUGUCUCCCAAUUUUGGCAAAGUAA